Molecule: messenger RNA, 819 nt
Organism: Angiostrongylus costaricensis
Lineage: Eukaryota; Metazoa; Nematoda; Chromadorea; Rhabditida; Metastrongylidae
Source: the annotation of a GenBank genome assembly
AUGUACUUGCCGUUUCGCUUUUUUAUGUUUAUAAGUCUAAAUCCACUAGAUUGCAAGCGUGUGUCGACAGCUCUGGUGUUGUGCAUCUCCAUCGCCGCGAACAUCGGUGGCACGGGAAUGCUAACUGGUACUGCGCCCAAUUUGGUAAUGGUGGGGCAGUUACAGGAUUAUGCAGAGAAGUCCGUGAUAUGCUGCUUUGUUCUUCUUCUGUCGUUAUGGAUGUUCAGAAAUCCAGGAUUUAUGAAAGGCUUUGGCGCACUUCUACCUAAAGGCAGUUACACUGACGCCACGUCAGCUAUAAUAGUUGCUAUUCUUCUUUUCGCGCUACCGAGCGAGAAGCCAGACCUAUUGACUUACAAAACAAAGGAAGACAUUAACAAGCAAUGCCGUUUAAUGGACUGGCCGACCAUGCAGAAGAGAUUUCCUUGGAAUGUUGUACUUUUGUUGGGAGGUGGAUUCGCUUUAGCUGCUGGUGUAAAGGAGUCCGGUUUGUCGGUGAUGGUUGGUAGAACGUUGGCGGCUUUUAACCAGCUUCCGUUGUGGGUCAUGCAAAUGGUAACAAUGGCAGUAGUAAUGGCAAUCACCAAUAUCUGCAGCAACACCGUCACGGCUACAGUUUUCGUACCAAUAGUCGCUACAAUGGGUGCUGAAAUGAAACGACAUCCUUUCACUCUGAUGAUACCAGCGACAUUAUCAUGUUCAUUCGCAUUUGUUCUUCCGGUAGGCACACCGUCGAAUGCCAUUGUGUUCAGUUCAGGAAUGGUCAAAGUUUACGAUAUGGUAGGCGUACUGUUGUCGUUAACACUAUUGCUACUGUAA